AUGACUUCUGCUAUAAUCAAAGACGCUACACAACUUAAAGAAGCCAGCAAAUUAGGUUUAGUGGCAGUGGCAGAAGAGGAAGGAGAAGAAGAGCUCUUUGAAAUAGAUUUUGAGGUCAUUGAUAGCCUCCCUCCACCCCAAUAUAACUGGGAAAAUUACUUUACUGCAUCAGGUAGUGCACUUCUUGCCAAUUGUUUGUUGCCAAUUGCUGAUCUUUCCACCGCAUCUACGGUGCUGUUUGGAGCAAGAUCUGUUAAAGGACAGGGGCUGCUUGUAUUACGACUCUACGAGACUUUGAGGACCUAUGGCUGGGAUGGAGUGAUUGAAAAUUAUGGAGACCAAAGGAGAGGGACACGCUUUUCAUCAAAAAAUACAACCUGCGACCAUUCCCUGGCUAUAAAAAAAUUGUUUCUUUCACGAAUCAAAUAG
Molecule: messenger RNA, 429 nt
Organism: Dovyalis caffra
Lineage: Eukaryota; Viridiplantae; Streptophyta; Magnoliopsida; Malpighiales; Salicaceae
Source: the annotation of a GenBank genome assembly